Messenger RNA from Populus nigra (black poplar), 1481 nucleotides. Its product is annotated as 26S proteasome regulatory subunit S10B homolog B-like. The transcript is spliced from 10 exons. Gene Ontology annotation, biological process: positive regulation of RNA polymerase II transcription preinitiation complex assembly. The record is from RefSeq and is a predicted model, not a curated record. Gene Ontology annotation, cellular component: proteasome regulatory particle, base subcomplex; cytosolic proteasome complex. Gene Ontology annotation, molecular function: ATP hydrolysis activity; proteasome-activating activity; ATP binding. The coding region runs from base 81 to 1289 and encodes 402 amino acids. Lineage: Eukaryota; Viridiplantae; Streptophyta; Magnoliopsida; Malpighiales; Salicaceae.
CUAGCUUCAAGUCAGUUGCAGCGGUUCUCUUCCUCGACAAAGAGAAGGUAAAUUCUCAGCUCCAUUAACAAGAAAGAAGAAUGGCAACGAUAAGCAACGAUGGAGAAGACGCAGCGCGACGUCGUACUGCAGAGGCGGAUUAUCGCAAGAAGUUACUCAACCACAAAGAGCUCGAAUCCAGAGUUCGAUCUACGAGGGAGAAUUUGAAAGCUGCAAAAAAAGAAUUUAACAAAACAGAAGAUGAUUUGAAGUCUCUUCAAAGUGUUGGUCAGAUUAUAGGAGAAGUUCUUCGACCUCUUGACAAUGAACGCUUGAUUGUCAAAGCGAGCAGCGGGCCGAGGUAUGUGGUAGGCUGCCGUAGUAAGGUGGAUAAGGAAAAACUGACUUCAGGAACUAGAGUGGUUCUUGAUAUGACAACACUUACGAUCAUGCGAGCUCUUCCACGUGAAGUUGACCCAGUUGUUUAUAACAUGCUGCAUGAAGAUCCUGGUAAUGUGAGCUACUCAGCUGUGGGUGGUUUAUCUGAUCAGAUUAGAGAAUUGAGGGAAUCUAUUGAGCUACCUUUGAUGAACCCUGAGCUUUUCAUUAGAGUGGGGAUUAAGCCUCCAAAGGGUGUCCUUCUUUAUGGACCUCCUGGUACUGGGAAGACAUUGCUGGCUAGGGCUAUUGCAAGCAACAUAGAUGCCAACUUUUUAAAGGUUGUUUCAAGUGCCAUCAUUGACAAAUACAUUGGAGAAAGUGCUAGGUUGAUCCGAGAAAUGUUUGGGUAUGCACGUGAUCAUCAACCCUGCAUCAUUUUCAUGGACGAGAUAGAUGCAAUUGGUGGACGCCGUUUUAGUGAGGGAACAAGUGCUGAUCGUGAAAUUCAAAGAACAUUGAUGGAGUUGCUUAAUCAACUUGAUGGAUUUGAUCAGCUUGGGAAGGUUAAAAUGAUAAUGGCCACAAACCGCCCUGAUGUUCUUGACCCUGCACUUCUUCGUCCAGGAAGAUUAGACAGAAAAAUAGAGAUUCCACUACCAAAUGAACAGUCAAGAAUGGAAAUCCUUAAGAUCCAUGCUGCUGGGAUUGCCAAGCAUGGGGAUAUUGAUUAUGAGGCUGUUGUGAAACUUGCAGAGGGUUUUAAUGGAGCUGAUCUUCGUAAUGUCUGCACGGAAGCUGGAAUGUCAGCAAUCCGUGCAGAACGUGAUUAUGUCAUCCAUGAAGAUUUUAUGAAGGCCGUACGAAAACUUAAUGAAGCAAAGAAACUCGAGUCUACCGCGCACUACAAUGCUGAUUUUGGCAAAGACUAGAUUCGAACCUUGCCUACAACUACAAGCCACGGAGUUGUAGUCGAUGAGUCGAGAAUUUGGUGUCUUAUAUUUAUAGGACAUUUGUAAUGGCAAAUUUUUAUUUUUCCAAUCAAAUCAUGUAUCUUAUAUUGGUUUUUAGUCUCGAAGUACAUCAUGGGUUAUUUAUUUUGGUUGAAAUUUAACCUUGGCAUA